CUUGUUAUACUCACUGUGGAACCUGAGGGGUUAAUCCUCCGCAUUGUGUAAAAGGGCUGUUUGAUCAUGUCUUCUCUGAUCCGCCUCUUGUUGAAAUGUCCACCUGAUACAAACUGAAUCUGUAGUCACAUGCACAUGCCCAGUUUGGUGUGUAUUGCUAGAGGUUUUUUUUUAUCUUGGGAGGGUGCAUGUGAUCAGCACAGGGCCAAUCAGCACUGUCCAGACAGAGGGUCAGGGGUUCAGUAUCCUCCUAGAGCAGAAAGAAAACUCCUCCUACAAGCUUUAACCAGUGCUCUGCUGGACACUGAUAGAAGUCACAAGACUGCUCUAACUGCUGAUGAUAAAAGGUAUUUA
Molecule: messenger RNA, 354 nt
Organism: Staurois parvus
Lineage: Eukaryota; Metazoa; Chordata; Amphibia; Anura; Ranidae
Source: the annotation of a GenBank genome assembly